AUGAAAAAAGAUACCCAUACCAAUACCGAUCGGGGUAUCACAAGAGUUGUCAGUUCAGAGCUUGAUAGUCUGCACACGUCCGUCAUUUCAACAAACUCAUCAAAGGACUUGCUACCCACCACUAUUGGAACAAGUUCCGAGUACGAGGGACAAUCGGUUCAAGUUUCAGAAUCAGAGGCACGACCUUCAAAAAUAGUCAUCAUUUUGACAUUGGCGUCUUCGAUAUCUGGAUUUAUGUUUGGUUAUGACACCGGUUACAUAUCGUCAGCUUUGGUCCAGAUAGGGACUGAUUUGUCCAAUAAAAUUUUAACCUCGGGGGAGAAGGAAUUUAUUACGUCGGCUACAUCGCUUGGUGCUUUGCUUGGUGCUAUAGUAGGUGGUAUCUUGGCCAACUUGAUUGGAAGAAAGAGGGUCUUGUUAGGCUCAAAUGCCAUUUUUGUAGUGGGAACCAUAAUUCAACUAGCAGCAAAAACUGUAUGGACAAUGAUUGUGGGUAGAUUCGUUUUGGGAUGGGGAGUUGGGAUUGCGUCUUUGAUCGCGCCGCUCAUGUUGUCAGAGCUUGCUCCAUCAAAAUACCGUGGGCGUCUAAUCGUCACAAAUGUGAUGUUCAUCACCGGGGGUCAAUUAGUGGCUUACUUGAUCAAUUGGGGAUUAACUCGAGUAUCCCAUGGUUGGAGAGUUUCUGUUGGAUUAUGUAUGGUGCCGCCGGUUAUACAAUCAGUCUUGUUUUUCUUUUUACCAGAUACCCCAAGAUUUUAUGUGAUGAAUGGUGACAUAGCCAAGGCAAAACAAGUUUUGAGAAAAGUACACAAUGAUCCUUCGGAUGCUUUCGUUGAUGCCUCUAUAGAGGAUAUGAUUCAAUCGAAUUCCACAGUGCCAGGCAGAAAUCCUCUACUCAAGGCAUGGGAGUCAAUAAAGAUUAUUCACACUACGCCAGGUAACUUUAGAGCAUUGAUACUUGCAUGCGGGCUUCAAGGUAUCCAACAAUUCACCGGUUUCAACUCGUUAAUGUAUUUCAGCACUACUAUUUUUGAAACAAUUGGAUUCAAGAAUUCUACUGCUGUGUCUAUAAUCAUUUCAGCUACUAACUUUGUCUUCACGGGGAUUGCUCUUUGCAUCAUAGACAAGGUAGGAAGAAGGCGUAUUUUACUAAUCGGAAUACCAUGUAUGUGCGGAGCCUUGAUUGUAUGCGCAAUUGCGUUCCACUUUCUCAAUGUCGAUUUCUCAUCUGGAGUCGUAAUACAUACUAGAGGCAUAAGUGGGUGGGGAAUUGUUGUCAUCAUUGGUAUGAUCUUGUAUGUUGCUUCAUACGCAAUUGGUAUUGGUAACGCCGCUUGGGUUGGUGUGGAGUUGUUUUCCGAUGUCAAUGUCAGGUCCAUAGGUGGAAUGUAUGCAGCUUGUACAAACUGGGCUGGGUCAUUGGUGAUUGCUUCUACAUUUUUAACCAUGUUGGAGAAGAUAACACCAACAGGAACUUUCUCGUUCUUUGCUGGUCUUUGCGUGAUUGCAUUCUUUUUCGUUUAUUUCUUGCUUCCAGACACCGCUGGCUUGGAAUUGGAAGAAACAACAAAUUUCUUGAGCAAAGGGUUCAAUGUCAAACAAUCAAUUGCAUUGUCUAAGGCCAGGAAAAAGCAUUCCAAGUACACAACUGGAGUUGCAUGA
This is a messenger RNA of Lodderomyces margitis, 1662 nucleotides long. RefSeq names its product myo-inositol transporter (gene ITR1). Gene Ontology annotation, biological process: transmembrane transport. Bases 1 to 1662 code for a protein of 553 amino acids. The transcript has a single exon. Lineage: Eukaryota; Fungi; Ascomycota; Pichiomycetes; Serinales; Debaryomycetaceae. The record is from RefSeq and is a predicted model, not a curated record. Gene Ontology annotation, molecular function: myo-inositol:proton symporter activity. Gene Ontology annotation, cellular component: membrane.